GGCUUGGACGGCUGGCGAGAGGGGCCGGCCUGCCCUGCCCAGGGCUGUCGUGAGCGGCGCGAGUGCCCGCCUGGAACGUGGGGGACGGGCGUGCACGUGUCGGCGGUCGAGGUCUCUCAGGCCCUUCACUCUGAAAUAACUGGCGUUGGCAAUGGUGUAAGUGUAGCAGCAAAAACACACAAGGUCUUUUGCCAGCUGGUAUCCCUGGAAGAAGCUUUCCAAAGUGGUUGUUCAAGACACAAGAGCAAAGAGUCCUGGUGCGCCAUGGCUCUGGACGCUGUAAAGGAGCUACUGAGCUUUGACUGUGGCUCAUUGGUAGCUUAUCAGCUGGACAAAAACUCUCAACUGGACUCCAUCAGCUUCCAGACCGUCCUGAUGAGGGAUGUCUUCUUGAAUCACCCAGAGGUGGUGCUUAUUCAUCGGACCCACAACCCGUGGGGCAAGGCUCUCUACACGUUCAUGGUGGAUAAGCCUUUCCUGAAGCUUGAGGGAGAAAUGACCAAAGUGAUCCACUUUGCUGUCCCAGCCAAGGAAUCAGCAGAAGGCCUGGCUCACAUGUACCGCACCUUCAAGGCCUUCAACCCCGAGUGGAAGCAGAUCAAGACAUUCCUUGUUGAUCCACGCUUCCGGCUGCUGCCAGCACUUUCAGAAGCUUUCCCCUCUGCAGAUGUCCAGUUGUCCGUCUUUCAUAUCUGCAAACAUUUGCAGCAAAAGAUCCUUCAUGUUAACCUGGAAUUCCACACAAAGAGGUUGCUGUUGAGUGUCUUGAAGAUUGCGAUGUGUGCCCCUAGUGAAAGCAACCUGCGGAAGAUGCACACCAUCUUGAGUGACUUUGUGAAACCAAAUCUGUUGCCUCAGCUUCAUGCAAACUGGCUGCUCAACGAAAAGAUCUGGUCCAUGCACCGUUGGCGGAGCUGGGAGGAAUGCAGCCAGUAUUUCAGAGACUUGGAGAUGCUCACACGCAAUUUAAGCCAGGUCGUCUGUGUGGGACCCGCCCUGGAAACCUGCAUCACUAGCACCGCAAAGAAUUAUUACCAGAAGAGUGUUCUGAAGGGCUCCUGGGAGGCUGUGCCACAUCCGGCCCCCCUGCUCAGCCAAAACGUCUCCUCCCUGCAGAACCUCGUGGUCUUCAGUUCAUCGCCUUUAAAAUCUCAGAGGCCUCUACUUCCUCGGGAUCCCCCUACAGCGGCCCCCCAGAGUUCCCUGGGGGCAAAGCAGGAGGCUGCUGCUGAAGAGGCAGGACGCGAACCGGAAGCUGUGAUCCCUGACCAAGAAGCCUUUGAGUGCAUCCGGCAGUCGCUGAGUGACAUCUGCACAGAGUCAGCGGCCAGGCUGUGCUUGAAUGAACUUGCAGUGGUCCAGAGUUCUGUGUGUUUGAUGGGGACCAGUGCAGACACGGUCAGUAUCCAGAUCCUGGAGGAUGCCCAUGCUGUGAGCCACAAGGCUCUCCGCAGCUGCACUUGCCACUUCAGCCAGACAUUCCAGCUUCCCUGCAGGCACAUUGUGGCUGUGCUGAACUCUGAGGGGAAGGAGUUGGAGCCGGAAAGAGUCCCUGAGCAGUGGCACAAGGGGCACAGCAGCUCCCAGCCAGGGCAGAGAAGCACCAGUGACCUCUUGGAAGUCCUGAGAAGUUCGUGGGAUGCCUCUUUGGAUAAGUAUCUGGCCAUAUCCUUUCUAACAGAGGAACUCAGCCGGCUGCUGAGCCGUUGUGGCAGUGAAGAGUUUAACCGCAGGUACAGCACCCUUCGAGAGCUUGCUGACAGUUGGAUUGGGCCUUACGUGCAGGUGAAGUUGUGAUCUGGUUCUGGGUUCCUGGCACUAACCGUUGCUGUCUAGGGACCACUCCCCAGAUGUGACUCUCCCUAGAAACUCUGGGCACCAGUGACUUAUUUGUGAGGGGCUCUUCCUUGUUAUGUGAGGGGCUGAGAAGGCAUGCACAUAAACAUGGGCUCUUUCAGAGUGGGGGAGAGAGCUGAGGGGUGCCUGGUGGGGGUUACAAACAGCGUAUUCAGGCCAUAUCAAAUCCCCCCCCUCAGAAUCCCCAGGGGCAAUUGCACCAACGGAACUGGGAUGAUUGUUCCAGGGUGGUUCUUGGGCAGAUGUGGCCUGGUGCUCUCCUGCCUCGUUAUUCUCACCCCACCCCUCAAUUAGUAUGGAUGGAUAUAUCCACAGGAGCAGGACCGCCUCUGCUCAGAUUCAGGUUUGUUAAUAAAUGGAUCUUCCCUGUCAAUUCUCGACCUCUUCUCUGUUAAUUAUCAUCCAGAUGCUAAUUAUGGAAGUGGGCGGCGCCCACUGUAGCCUUGCAGAGGAGCAGUUUGGCAAGUUCUGAGCCACCCUCGGCCAGGCAGCUAGCCAAUUUCUGGGCCACCGGAAGCAACUAGUUGAUGUGUUAUACAGGAGCGGUGGUGGUGGGAAGGCCAUCCCAAUACAAAACCCCUCUGAGGACACACUUGAGAGGGUCCUUUGUGGCUACAGCAAACAGCCUGGGCUAGAAGGGGGGACAUCGGGUGGGAAGGGGAAACAUGCCUG
This is a messenger RNA of Eublepharis macularius, 2529 nucleotides long. It is a transcript of the gene ZSWIM1, whose product is annotated as zinc finger SWIM-type containing 1. The transcript has 2 exons. NCBI's taxonomy places the organism in Eukaryota, Metazoa, Chordata, Lepidosauria, Squamata, Eublepharidae. The coding region runs from base 265 to 1797 and encodes 510 amino acids. The record is from RefSeq and is a predicted model, not a curated record. Gene Ontology annotation, molecular function: zinc ion binding.